AUGGGCAGGUGGUAUUGGUUCACGGGGAUCUUCGACUGGUACCCGAAGCAUAUGAGUCGUGCCGAAAAGCGCCUCGUCCGCAAGUUGGAUAUUGUUAUUCUCGCUUUCUGCUGCGUUCAGUUCUUCUUGAAGUAUCUCGAUUCCACUAAUAUUACGAACGCAUACAACUCUGGCAUGUCCGACGAUCUCAAGCUCUUCGGGAACGAACUCAACUAUUUCAACGUAACAUACAACUGCGGCUACAUGCUGGCACAGAUUCCUAUGCUUCUCGCUCUUUCUCGACCGGGCUGGGCGCGCUGGAUCUUCCCUGGUGCAGAGCUUAUAUGGGGUGCUAUCACCUUCACCCAGUCGAGGGCACAGAAUGCUCAACAGCUUUACGCCAUCCGGUUUCUUCUCGGAAUUGUUGAGGUGCCGUCCUUCUCCGGUACCAACUACAUCCUGGGGUCUUGGUACACAUCUGAAGAGAUCUACAAACGCGCUGGUACAUGGUACAUUUCCUCCGCACUUGGCUCCAUGUUCUCCGGUUACCUUCAGACUGCUGCAUAUAACGGUCUCAACGGCGUUGGUGGUAUGGCGGGUUGGCGGUGGCUCUUCAUUGUAGAUGGCAUUAUCACUCUCCCUCUCGCUUUCAUCGGAUUCUUCACUUUCCCUGGCCUUCCCAGCUCUAAGAAGCCGUGGUUCUUCUCGGAUGAAGAGCAUGAUCUUGCCCUCCAGCGUAUGGCAAGGCAGAAGAACAAGGUUCCUGGAAAGAUCACUGGAUCCACGUUGCGUCGAGUCUUUACAUCGUGGCGUUUCUACAUCAGCAUUUCGAUGAACAUGAUCUACAACCUCACUUCUUACCCCACCAAUUACAUGUCACUCUACCUCAAGAAGGCGACCGAUUCCCAAGGCCACCUCAAGUACACUAUCCAGCAGGUCAACACUAUCCCUACUGGUGUUUCCGCGGUGUCGGCCUUCUCCUCCUGGCUCACAGCGUCUCUAGUGAACGUUGUACCGAUCACCACUCUCUUCAUCGUUAUCAACGUAUCUGGACUCUUCUGCAACAUUAUCUUGCGUAUUUGGAAUGUUCCAGAAGGCUUAAAGUUCUUGGCUUACUUCGGUCUCGGUAUCAACGGCGCAAACAACGCUCUCAUGUUCGGGCUCGCGAACCAAAUAUGUCGCCGUGAUAACGAGCUGCGUGCUGUCGCUAUGGCAGGGAUGCUCAUGGGCGGAUGGAUGCUCAACGCGUGGGUUCCCGUGCUGGAGUGGCCGACUGUCGAUGCGCCCCGAUGGCAAAUCGGCUACACCAUCCAAAUUCCUAUGAUCUGCUGGCUGUUGUCAGACUGCCUCUUGGCUGUGUACCUCCAUCGUCGCCAAGAGCAAUGGUAUGCCAAACAUGGGGAGGAGGAGACAACAGACGAGAUGGUUGCUGAGUCCGAUGAGGCAGAUUACGAUGAGAAGAAGGAGUAG
Messenger RNA from Dacryopinax primogenitus, 1449 nucleotides. RefSeq names its product MFS general substrate transporter. The transcript has 3 exons. Lineage: Eukaryota; Fungi; Basidiomycota; Dacrymycetes; Dacrymycetales; Dacrymycetaceae. Gene Ontology annotation, cellular component: membrane. Gene Ontology annotation, molecular function: transmembrane transporter activity. Gene Ontology annotation, biological process: transmembrane transport. The record is from RefSeq and is a predicted model, not a curated record. The coding region runs from base 1 to 1449 and encodes 482 amino acids.